Messenger RNA from Paraglomus occultum, 757 nucleotides. The record is from the annotation of a GenBank genome assembly. NCBI's taxonomy places the organism in Eukaryota, Fungi, Glomeromycota, Glomeromycetes, Paraglomerales, Paraglomeraceae.
AUGACCAAUGUGCAUACAUUGCAAGAUAUCGAUGAAGCAAAGCUUCAAGUCUCCGACUCUUCAAGAGGACGCCAGCUUGGGAGCGCGUAUGAAGAACUUAAAGAAGAGUUAUAUCAGGCUCUUAAAACCAAAGCUGACAUUAACGAUUUUUACAAAUUAGCUCUAGCUCAAAGAGACAUAUCAACAAAAGAUUCCGAAAUUUUGUCUCUUAAUUCUGAGUUAAGUAAAUUAAAAAUCGAGCUGACACUGGAUACUAUUGAAACUUCCGCUGCCUCCCAGCCAUACGGAGCGGUACCACACCAGGAGAGCGCUUCUAAUACACGUGAUAGCCAAAUAGUUGACUCACAGAAUGAGGAUGUUCCUGGCGGUACCGCUGAGUUUGAUCUCCGUCGUUAUUUGGUCGCGCAAAGCGCACACGGAAGUGUUAAAAAGCCAAGUUUAGAUGCUGUGGUACCACUCGAAAGCGGCGAGUUUAAAGACCCAUCAGCUCUCGGAGAAAGUGCACAGACACCACCCGAUAAAUUGUCUAUUUCUUCACCCCCAACCACACAGAGCCGUACGGCGGUACCGCUGCCAAAUAGUACACGUAAAAAUUCUACUUGCCCCACAGUAACGGAAAAAAAUAGCGAGAAUCGGCAUUCUAUAAAUAGCUCGGCCGUACGGCUACAGAAUAUAGAGAAAACGAAAUCCAAAUCACAUAUGUUAAUGCCAUACGGCGAAGGAAUAGAAGCAAUUCCGAACACUGCGAGCUAUUUAG